Lindgomyces ingoldianus is the source of this 1161-nucleotide messenger RNA. RefSeq lists its product as uncharacterized. The record is from RefSeq and is a predicted model, not a curated record. The transcript has 3 exons. NCBI's taxonomy places the organism in Eukaryota, Fungi, Ascomycota, Dothideomycetes, Pleosporales, Lindgomycetaceae. Bases 1 to 1140 code for a protein of 379 amino acids.
AUGGAGAUAUAUCAGAUGAAAGAACAUUUAAGUCGCUGCCACAGGAUUUUCCAAUGCCCACGAUGCUCUUCUCCAUACCCCACGCCCGAAUCGCUAAAAUCUCAUCAACAGAGGUCAGAGCCCUGCUCCCCUCGCGAACGACAAUUUUUUGCUAUUAACCAGGAUCUAUGGGAGCUAAUAGAAAUGUGGGCUAAAAAGCGGGCUAAACCGGGUACAAGAGAAGACCAAUGGAAAGCCCUCUUUCGCGUUGUCUUCCCAAAUGUCCCAGAAUCUCAAAUCCCCUCGCCAUUCUACACAUCUGACGACGUAUUUACGGAGGAAGAUGAGGAGGAGGAGGACUUCGACGACUCGAGCCGAGACGUAUUGUUUGACUAUCUUGAGAAGGAACUUCCCCGUCGGACUAUCAAGCAUCUUGAACUAUCCAUUCAGAACCGCUUCGAUACCGCUAACGAAAGCCACUGUCCACACCUUCAUGUCUCCCGCAACAAGCAAAACUUCAAAGAUUUUCUUGUGGCUUCGGUUGUUGAUUCCUUAAAACAAGGCUUGGAAGAUGUCAAGGCUUCGUUUAAACGCGGCGUUGAGGCAAAGCAACUAGGGGUUGAUUCCCAAUAUAGCCCGGAUCAGGUAGCUCAUGAUUCUGCGGAACAACAAGUCUUGGCCCAAAUUAAACGCCCGGAACCACUCGAGUCCUUUCUAUCAUCAGCAGAAUUUCUAGGAUGGGAUGGCUGUAGUCUCCAAACAGACCUGAGCGGCUUCGACUUCGAAGAAGUCCUUCAGCAGUGGAACGAGGAGCAGUUCAGUUACCAGCCCAACAUCAUUACUCAUUCCGACCGUUUAUCAAAGCCAUCAGAACCACCACUCCUAGCUUCUAGCACCAAUAGCCUUAUCUCCGUUACUCCGGAUUCAAGGUUGGAACCCCGUGUUCCACUGCUCGCUAUAGGCCCACACGAAGCCGUCGAGAAUCUCACAGGUCGCUAUAGACGAGCUGCGAAUUCAGCGAAGAAUGAAGAAGUAGGUCGAAUUCUUUCGACACAAGUGAUUAGCGACGCACUAGAAUUUGCAGACUUUCAAGGUAACUCCGAUGAUGUCGAUGACACUAUCUUUCUUGAUCCGGUACUACAGGGCCCUAUUGGAUAUUGAGUUGGAGGUUAGUCGAAUAAG